CUUCAUAUGUUUUGUAAAGGAAUGAAGUAUUCACAAUUGAAAGUCCACAAAGGAAAGGUUCUUGAGGUUGAACAUGAUAAAGAUUUCAGCGAAUUGGUCACMCUGUGCCGUUCUUCCAAUGGGGUUGAUGUUCAGUUUUGGUCGCUCCCUAACUUAAAUAUUCARAGACAGAUCACAUGCCAAGGUGACGUCACUUGUCACGUGAGAAUGGACGACUUAUUUCUGUGUGGACAUGAAAGUGGUUUGCUUGUACUGCAUAAACUCGAUGCAUCUGAUACAACUGAACAAAUAGGAACCAAUCCYGCAGAAGGUAAACGAAAUCUGGACCAUCAAAGUUCCGUUAGAAGUGUUGAUGCCAAUUCUGUUUUAGAAAUAUUUUGUAGUUCAAGUACGGAUGGCUUUCUACGCAUUUGGGACAAGAACAAGACUCUACUCCGAGAAAUACUUCUGGACAAUACCCUGACGGCAGCUUGUUUCUUAAAUCAUGGAGGUGACGUCAUCGUUGGUUUUAAUCAGCACAUCUUUUUCAUAUCUCGACGAAAAGUGUAUCCUGUUAACUCGAUGCCUGGAACGAACGACGACAAAGUCGAAGAYGAUGAAACAUAUGAGACUGAGUCUGAUAUCUAUGAAGAUCCGUCUGUCAGAUACGAAGGCAGAAAGAUACUACAGCCUGAUCCAACAAAUAUGGAAAACUAUUUGGUUCCCUUUCCAAACUUGCAACUCAAGACRUCGUUCUUUAUGGAAGACCAGCCUCCCCCUGAACUGCAAGAUGAAGAUCAGCAAGAUGAAAUAGAGUCGUUGAGUUCCAUGACGGACGCGUUGUCAUUAGCUCCAACCGAAGUCUAYUUCUCACCCCACUCGACRCCACGAGCAUCAGUGGUCAGCGGUCCUGUGGURGGRCSAAGARCAUCGAGCGACAUUCAGCUUCCAAAGAACGACAUAUGGCAACUGCCAAACUUUGGUGAUUCUCCUGUAUCCACCCCUCCAAGAACACCCUCGCCGGAGCCAACUCCUCCCUCUACCCCACCCCCAGAAGAAUCGUCUGAGGAUGAAAGCGAACCUGAACCUGAAGACACAGUUAAAGAAGAAGAUAAAGAAGAACCAUGUGAAAAAUGUCAAAUCCCAUCGAACAUAAAAGGAAAAAAGACUGUCACAUUGCCGUCUUUCAAGAGAGAUGGCGGUAGACUCUCCAACGUACGUAUCGAUUCCAAGUCGCUACGGAAUUCUUACGGAGGGCCCAGUUACGCAGCUCCAGUCAAACGUCAGACGUAUCAACCAAGCGAACCUAAACCAAUCAAGCCAAGAAAGCCUCAACGUUUCAUUCAAAAGAAGUUAAAGAAGCCAAAAGAAAUCAAACCAGAAACUAACCACGAAGCUGUAUCAAAGGAAGAUGGGCAACAUUCAAAGAGCGGAAUAGAAGAAAAGCAGAAUGCUUCCGUCCAACCAGAAAAUAACGACGAGAACAUCGACGAAGAACACAAAACAGUAGUAGAUAACGCCCACGAAGGCAAUGGAAGUAAAGACGACGACUGGACUAAAUUGCACUUUGAACUACCGGAUGAUGUAGACCCAGGGACUAUACGURUUGUUUACAUUGACCCCGAUACAGGGGAUACAGUAGAAAGUACCCUGGAUGAAAUGCCGGAGGGUGCAAAAAUCCUUAAAAUCGAUGAUGAAGAGAGCAUACGUGAUGAUGKUAGUAUGGCUGGUACCUCAAAGACCUCACCAAGUCGAGGAACCUCUCGAACCAAGAAACAUAAAUCUGUUUCCUUUGAUAUUCAGCAGCAACCAAAAAAGCAUACAACGAAGCCAUCGGGACCAAAUUUCCAAAGCGAAAGGAACCAAAGAGUUAGGGGUUCUGAUGGUAGAAUGUAUGUAGUWCCCACUGAGGACCCUUAUCUACAAGGGAGCAUUAUAUCGAGGGGACAAGACAAAGACCACAAUUUGUCCCCAUUAACUAUUUUUGCUUUAGCGAGGAACAGAAAGGAUAAUGUUGCUAGGCAGCAAAGACGUGAAAAACGACAACGACAAAAGAGAGGGAAUUACCCCGUGUACAAARUUGACAAUAAUCACAUUUCCUCGCCUCAAGACGACGACUUUGAUAUGUUAAGUGUAAGUGGGGAAUCCUCGUCUUACGGAGGCACUGACAAGUCCGUCGUGCGUUCUAUUGUGUCAGCGGACGAAGGGCUUAAAAGUACAAAAGAUGACGUAAUGAAGUGGUGUUUGAACGCAUUUAAGAAGACCAACAAACAAAUUCAUUUUCCUUCCAAACCUGUUCGACCUGGCAGUACACAGAGUGCUGUGAAAAGCACUACACUUGACGAUAAACAAGACWGCGAGGAAACUGAAGAAGACAAGAUGUUUUUCAUUGGUGCCUCUGUUGAUAAACGUCCAUCGAACGCAAGUGUCGCAACUAGUGGUGAAGAACAAGAACAGUUCAUGAUGUUUCCUUAUGAUACUACCCGACGAUCAAAAACCCRAGGGGCAGUCCCACGGGCUAAGACUGCACCAGCAACUCGACAGAGGAACACCAGAGAAAACAACGCUGUUUAUCAAGAUAUGUUUGACAAUCUGGAUUUCAUUAACACUGUGGAUGAUUACGACAAAGUUCAUUUAGACCCUUACAUAAGAUGUCAUUCGGUUGGUGAGAGACCUUUUUCUUCUCUUGAUUUCCCUUCGUUGGAAGUGGACGACUAUGCAGGGGACUGGCAGGACAUCGUGUUAUCUCGGGCACGAUUACUGAAGCAGCAGCGUCAUGAGAGGCAAAAGAGCGCCAAGGAACGAAGAGAGGCUCACCAGAAUCUACGUAAACAGCAAUGGAAGAAGGGGAGUCACUAUGACUGCGCAGUUGCUGACGUAACCAAACCAGAGCCAACAAUCGAGUUUGUGCAACCACGUGAUCCACAGUCACCUCAGACGCCUACAAAAUCAACGGACGAGACAGUUCAGCUACUUAAAGAAAAAGAACUCGUUUCAGAACGACCGUAUCGUCUACGUAUUCAUCCUCGUCAGGGUAGCGAUGACUUGACUCCUGAAGCCCGUUCUCUUAUCAACCUWAGGACAUCUAACAAUCAUAAUGUUGCUAAUAUUGCUAAAGUAAUAAUGAGACCAAACACAGCGGCUUCAAUACCCAGUAAAUGCAGGCGAUUUGUCUUGGUGUCAGAGAAACCUGGUCCAAAACAUGCUAAGCCYUCCCCUCUAGAACAAACGUUGCUGAUGGCACGAUUCCCUAACGAUCGCGUGCGAUACAAACGUAGCAGACCUCGAUCCUACGUCCACUGAUAUCAUAACUAUACUGAACCAUACACGACAUGGAUAAAUAGUGGAUAAUAUAAACGCUGACUUACUCGUGGAUGGUGAGCAUGCGACGCAUUUAGGUAUAGCAUAAGGAAUGUCUCCGMGUUCAACGGAGUAUCUUACGUUCAACGAAAUAGUCCACGCAUCAUGCGAUCGAAUGAAAAUAGGAAAAAAAUUAAUGUGACGUAUUUAAGAAAUUUUUACCUUGUAUAUAGACGAAUGCAUUGUGAAAUUGUAGAUAAAGAGUCGAGCAAAUUUUUAUAUUUAUUAGGAAUUGAAUUUUUGUASAGGUGGACGAUCUUUGUAUCGUUCACUAAUGAUGUGUAUUUGCUAGGUAUUGUCCAAUAAUAAAAAAUGAUAUUUUCA
Messenger RNA from Exaiptasia diaphana, 3663 nucleotides. RefSeq lists its product as uncharacterized. The record is from RefSeq and is a predicted model, not a curated record. The coding region runs from base 7 to 3282 and encodes 1091 amino acids. Gene Ontology annotation, molecular function: protein binding. Lineage: Eukaryota; Metazoa; Cnidaria; Anthozoa; Actiniaria; Aiptasiidae. The transcript has 22 exons.